AUGCAAUUCUUCAAGGUCCUUGCUUUCUCUGCUUUCGCCGCUAUGGCUACCGCUGCUGCCAUCCCUGCUCCCGAGGCUGCCCCGGCUCCUGUGGCUGAUCCUUCGCUUGGAAGCCUCCUUUGGAAGGCGUUGAAGGAAGGCGCUGAUAUCUGGUCGGACUCUCAGGACGACGACGACGACAACUAG
This is a messenger RNA of Penicillium longicatenatum, 186 nucleotides long. RefSeq lists its product as uncharacterized. Lineage: Eukaryota; Fungi; Ascomycota; Eurotiomycetes; Eurotiales; Aspergillaceae. The transcript has 2 exons. The record is from RefSeq and is a predicted model, not a curated record. The coding region runs from base 1 to 186 and encodes 61 amino acids.